CUACAUACCACUUAAAUAAUGAUAUAGACAAUAAUAAUAUAGUUAUAAUUAUUUAUACGCUUCGGACGUUUGAAGGUGCAUAAUAUGUAUAUAUGUUAUUGUAUGUAACUACCUACAACGUAUUAUCGUAUACGCAGAGCCGCGUCAAGUAAUUUAGCGCCCCGGGGCAAAAUUUCAUUUGGGACCACAGGUAGCAUGUCAAGUGCAAAUAAAGGCGACCCCUUACUUUUAAAAAAUUAAGGAGCCAGGGGGCAAUUGUCCUUUGUCCCCCCCCCAACACGGCUCGGCGUGUACGUUAAUCUAAACAUUUUCUUCGUUGUCUACUUAAAAAACACAAAAUUGGUAGGUACUCGAAUCAACUAAACGCAAAAUAUGUGCAAAUAUCUAAGUUUAUACAGUGGUAUCCAUAAUCCGAUCGCAGGAAUGGAAUGAAUAUGCUACAUACAUGAAUAUCAAGAAUGGACCGUGCCUAUGUAAGAACUUGUAAACACAGAAAACAUCAAAUAAAACGUAAAACCAAAUACGUUUACGCUGUGUUGGGUGAAAACAGUUCGGGUAAGUCUGUGUUGCUAAGAUGUCUGGCGGGUGUUUUGGAACAAGACGAUGGUGAAGUGAUAAUGACAAACGACGCUCCAGUGACCUCUGCAGAAAGCGGUAGCAGUAAUAAUAGCAAUGAUGACGUGGUAAUAGGUCGGGAAAGCAGUGACGUCGGUGCCGAGCGGACAGUCACACGACGACAUCCAAAGAUCGGGUUUGCCCCACAGAAUUUUGAUGUGCCUGGACCGAUGAAAAUAUACCACCUACUGCACUUUAUCGGUGCCGCCAACGGACUGAUCGUUGGCAAAAUCGUAGAGAGCUACAAGAGCCUAGUGCCGAUGACCGGGUUACCGGUGACUACGGACUUCUUGGUCGACCGACUAAGAUUGAGCCAAAAGAAAGUUUUAUCACUGGUGUUAGCAAUUAUACACGAUCCUGAAGUGAUCAUUUUAGACGACAUCACAACUGGCAUGGAUACCGUAACAUUAAAAAAUAUUUGGACACUUUUAACAUACAUAAAUUUAUCCAGAGAAUGUACAAUAAUCGUGUCGGCCUCCAAUAACUUUUGCUUUAUGGAAACAGCAGUUACGCACGUAGGGAUAUUGAAAAAUGGAAAAAUUAUAACGGAAGGCGCUACUACAAAUCUUAUGGAACAAUUUAAAACGUCAAGUAUAGAAGAUUUAUUUAUAGCAAUAAUAUUCGCCGAAGAUAAUCUGCAGAAAAAUCCCGUAUCAUUAAAAAGAACCAGGAGAUUAUCAAUCAAUAAUAAUUAUAUUCCACAUCAAUAUACGUCAUUGCUGAGUUCCACGUUUAAUACACAACUUGAUGAAUCCAAAAAACCAAAAAGCGUACUACAGGCACUAAUACUUAAAAACAUUUGGACUUUGACUGGAAUUUAUUCCAUAUUAUUUGCUGCAUUUAUAUGCGUAAUUCUGUUUCCUUUGGCUGCGCACUGGUCGUUUACGGCGUACCCGAACAAAGAAGUACCUAUAAUGGUGCACAAUGAAGAUUUGGGUGACUACAAUAAUGAGACGAUCGAACCUAUGAGUAACAUAUUCAUUAGUCAAUUGGCAAAUGUUUUUCCUGUGAUGUACACAUCAAAACCAAUUAACGAUACACACGAAGAUAAAGAUUAUUAUUAUGAUAUGUUCGAAUGUUUACUGUACUUUGAUCAAAAUUAUACAGUGGCUCUGCGACGACGAAUCGAAAGGAAAAUAAAAAACAACGUUGAUUUUGAUAACAGUCAGAUAAUUAUAACAAUGAAUAUGACCGACGGACGAACAGCUGCUAUCAUAAAAGAUCAACUAAUGGAACUCUAUAAACAAUUUCUAUCGGACUACUCGCACAACAUGCUGACGGAAUACGUUACGGACAUCAAUGACGAUUCAAUAAAGUAUAAUUCAACGACGAACGACAAUGACUACAAAUAUCCUAUUUAUGGACGAUUCGUAAAUUCGGGGCUGAUUGUCAUUUUGACGUUCUUUUUUCACGGAGCAAUCGCCGUUCAGCUACAGCAGGUCACAGGCAAGGAUUGUUAUUACGACGGUUGGACAUCAUAUCAUGCCCGUCUCAUCGUUCAGAUACCGAUUGCCAUUGUCUGGAACGUAUGUACAGUCGUACAUAUGUGCAUCCUAUAUGAUAUUUUAAGCCCUCAUUACCAUUACGUCUUCUUGGGUUUGUUGUUCGUGAGCGUCAGCGGAAUACACUUAGGAUACAUCUUAUGUUCAGUAGUGAAAAGUCAUUUUUGCGCCAUAAUAAUAUUGUACUUAAAAUUCACAAUAUGCGUUUAUGUCUCAGGACUUUGGUGGCCCACUUGUAAGUUUUUUGAUUGGAACUAUGAGGUAGUUGGUCCAAUUUCAGCAGGCGUUUGUUUUGUCAGAAAUUUAAUUGAAAAACAGAAUUUUGAUAUAAAAUCAUUAAUUAUUACAACUUGUUGGUCUCUAAUUCUUGUAAUUAUCACAAUAGUUGAUAUAGCAACUAGCAAACAUGAAAAAAGGUACAAUAAAUUUAAAAAUCUAUUAUAA
This is a messenger RNA of Aphis gossypii (cotton aphid), 2561 nucleotides long. RefSeq lists its product as uncharacterized. The coding region runs from base 459 to 2561 and encodes 700 amino acids. The record is from RefSeq and is a predicted model, not a curated record. NCBI's taxonomy places the organism in Eukaryota, Metazoa, Arthropoda, Insecta, Hemiptera, Aphididae. The transcript has 15 exons. Gene Ontology annotation, molecular function: ATP binding; ATP hydrolysis activity.